Messenger RNA from Arabis nemorensis, 1089 nucleotides. The record is from the annotation of a GenBank genome assembly. Lineage: Eukaryota; Viridiplantae; Streptophyta; Magnoliopsida; Brassicales; Brassicaceae.
AUGUUCUCGAACCACUUUGUUGUCUCCUUCUUCCUUCUUCUAUGUCUCCCGAUUGUUUUCUUCUUCGUUGCUCCACAUGUAUUCCCUUCUCCUCCCGGCGAAUCUCUCAUCCCAAUCUCCGAUGAGAUCGACGACCAGAGUCUAUUCCUCGCCGCCGCUGGGUCAACCUCACAAUCCCAUCUCUCAUCGGGAACCCCUAACCCUAAGCUCAAGAUUGCCUUUUUGUUCCUCACCAACUCAGAUCUCCAUUUCGCGCCAAUCUGGGAUCGGUUCUUCUCUGGUCAUCCACAAUCGCUCUACAACGUCUACGUCCACGCAGAUCCUUUCGCCAAUGUCACAAGACCUGGGAAUGGCUCUGUGUUCAAGAACGCCUUUAUUGCGAACGCAAAGCGCACCGCACGGGCUUCACCGACUCUUAUCUCCGCCACGCGACGGCUUCUAGCCACCGCAUUCCUCGACGACCCUGCCAACACCUACUUCGCUGUGCUCUCUCAGUACUGCAUUCCUCUCCACUCUUUCAAUUAUGUUUACAGCUCCCUCUUUGAAUCCUCCACUUUCGAUAAAUCCGAUCCGGAUCCAACUCCGAAUCCUAGAGGUAUCAGGAUUUGGUAUCGGAGCUUUAUCGAGCUUAUAUCCGAUGAGCCGAGGCUUUGGAAACGGUACAAUGCUCGGGGAAGGUAUGCGAUGAUGCCGGAGGUACCGUUUGAGAAAUUCCGGGUUGGUUCGCAGUUUUUUGUCAUGACAAGAAGACAUGCUUUGCUAACGAUCAAAGAUCGGAUCUUGUGGCGGAAAUUCAAGCUACCGUGUUAUCGUUCCGAUGAGUGUUACCCGGAAGAGCAUUAUUUCCCGACGCUGUUGAACAUGAGAGAUCCGGAUGGGUGCACCGGGUAUACAUUGACCCGGGUUAACUGGACUGGCACUGUGAAAGGACAUCCGUAUACUUACAAACCGAAGGAAGUCUUGCCCGAGCUGAUCAAGAAACUCCGGCAAUCGAAACACUCAAGCUCCUACUUUUUUGCACGCAAGUUUACUCCUGAUUGCUUGAAGCCAUUGUUGGCAAUUGCAGACUCGGUGAUUUUCAGAGAUUAA